AUGAAUCCUUCAUUUAAUGAAUUAAACAAUUUACCAAAUGAAAUUCUUGUUAAAAUGUUAAAAUAUUUAAGUCAUUAUGAUAUACUGUAUUCGUUUUAUGAUAUUAAUGAAAGAUUUAAUUCAAUUAUUAAGAAUUAUUUUUUAAAAAAUAAUUUAACAUUAAUAAUUAAUAAUGAUUCAUUAAUAUCAUUUGAUAAUAAAAUAUUAGAAAGUGUAUAUGAAAUAAUACCAAUGAUUGAAAAUAAUAUUAAAUGUAUUAAUAUUGAUUCAUUAAUUAUAGAAAAUAUUAUUGAUCGAGCAAAUUAUCCAAAUUUAAAACAAGUUACUAUUUAUACUUCAUUACAAGAAUCAAUUAAUAUAUUUAUUGAUGGAAGCUUGUUUAUAAAAAUAUUUGGUCAAAAAAUUGAAAAAUUGAUGAUAAAAUCUCGAAGAAUUUUAAAACCAAUUAUCAAUACAUUUGGUGAAUAUGAUAUACUUGAACACAGAGAAAUAUUACAAGAUUUAUUCAAAAAAAUAGAAGUUAUUUCUUUUUCAUCUAAUAUUACUCAAUUAUAUGUUACAGUUAAUCAUUUUAAUGAUUGUCUUUAUAUAUUAGAUGGAAGUUUCAAUCAAUUACAAAAAUUUUAUAUUAUCAUUUUUGGUACUGGUGAUUUACCAUCAACAGAUCAUGUAGAAAUUGAAAUUUCUAAUAUAAAAUGUUUUUCUAUUAGAUACAAAAAUAAAAUAUUAAAUUAUGAUCGUGGUCUGAUACCACUUUUACAUCGUAUGAUUAAUUUAGAAGAAUUUCAUAUACAUUUUAUUAAAACUACUUUACCAAUAAUCGAUGAACAUAUAUUAAAAGUUGAAUUUAUUGAUAAUAUACCUAAAUUAAAAAAAUUUAUUUUUAAUAUUGGAUCAUUAACUUAUCUUGGUAAUCAACAUUAUUUAUCAUCAAAUGAAAAUAUUAAACAUUCAUCUAAAAAGUUUCAAAAUUCUGAAAUGAUAUCAAAUAUUGAUUAUUUUGAACGUACACGAUUCCUUUAUUCUCAUAUUUAUUCACAUCCAUACACAUGGGAUUUUUAUCAUCAUAUAUCAAAUAAUUUUCGUGGUGGUUUAUUUAAAUCUGUUCGUAUAAUAUCAUUAUUUGAUGAACAACCAUUCGAACACGAUUUUUUUCUUCUUAUUGCUCAAUCAUUUCCAUAUUUUAGUAGAUUAAUUUUACAAUUUCUUAAUAAUAAUAAAACAUGUUUAUUAAAUGGUAUUUAUCUUAAUAUAUCAUAUAAAUUAUUAUUAAGACAAACAAAUAAUUUUACAAAAGAUGAAUAUCGAACAAAUUGUUCAAAAAUAAAUUAUCUCAAAUUAAAAAAUGAUAAAGAAGAUUUAAUUAACGAAAAUUUAAUAAAAUAUUUUCAUAAUGCAACAAUUGAUUAUUAUCAUUAA
Messenger RNA from Rotaria sordida, 1419 nucleotides. NCBI's taxonomy places the organism in Eukaryota, Metazoa, Rotifera, Eurotatoria, Philodinida, Philodinidae. The record is from the annotation of a GenBank genome assembly.